Spirodela intermedia is the source of this 87-nucleotide messenger RNA. Lineage: Eukaryota; Viridiplantae; Streptophyta; Magnoliopsida; Alismatales; Araceae. The record is from the annotation of a GenBank genome assembly.
AUGAAGAAGAAGAAGAAGAAGAAGAAGAAGAAGAAGAAGAAGAAGAAGAAGAAGAAGAAGAGGAGGAGGAGGAGGAAGACCUUGUAG